AUGUUUCGCUUAUGGGAGCGCCUUAAGAGGCUCCGUCAUUUGUUGUAUGAUUUGAGUAGGGCAGGCACUACUAACUCCCUCCGAAAUAUAAAAACCCUCCAGCAUGAAAUUGAAACUAUUAAACUCUCCCAACCAAUUGAUUGGGAGAAAAUCAAGACUCUGGAGAGUGAGUUAGCUCGGCAAUGGGAGGCAGAAGAACUCUAUUGGCAGCAGAAGUCUAGGGUCCAUUGGUUAAAAAAGGGAGACAAGAAUACUUCUUAUUUUCAUAUAGUGACCAGGAUGCGCCGUAAGAGGAACUUUGUGGUCGGGCUUCGUAAUGCUGAGGGUGCGUGGGUCACUGACGAACCGGGCAAAGCGGGCAUUGCGACUAAUUUCUAUCAGCAUCUAUUCACUUCGGAGACUCAAAUCUCGAACAUGGUUGAUAGAGUGGCAGACUUGCCCAUAGAACGCACGGUUGCCCCCGAGAUAAAUGCCAGCCUAACGGCGGUUGUCCUUCCUGGGGAGGUUCGAAAGACUAUCUUUGCCAUGGGAUCGAAACAGGCCCCUGGGUCUGAUGGAUUCACGGGAAAAUUUUUCAAAUCCUUCUGGGAUAUUGUGGGAGCCUCGGUGGUUGAAGCAGUUUGUUCUUUCUUUGAAACUAGUAAGCUGCUCCGUAGUUUCAACCAUGCUUGGCUUACGUUGAUUCCCAAGGUCGAGUCUGUGGAGAACAUGCGGCAAUUAAGGCCUAUCAGUUUGUGCCCGUUUGUUUAUAAGACCAUUACCAAGAUCAUGGCUGAGAGGCUGGCAGGUUUCUUACCUCUGAUAGUCUCGGAAGGUCAAAAUGCUUUUAUACGAGACCGACAAAUCAUUGAAAACAUCCUGCUAGGGCAUGAGUUAAUGCACUAUUUGAAAAUUAAGUCACGAGGGAAGAAAGGAUACAUGGCUCUGAAGGUUGACAUGGAAAAGGCCUAUGAUAGAGUUGAAUGA
This is a messenger RNA of Linum trigynum, 966 nucleotides long. NCBI's taxonomy places the organism in Eukaryota, Viridiplantae, Streptophyta, Magnoliopsida, Malpighiales, Linaceae. The record is from the annotation of a GenBank genome assembly.